Molecule: messenger RNA, 2295 nt
Organism: Naumovozyma dairenensis CBS 421
Lineage: Eukaryota; Fungi; Ascomycota; Saccharomycetes; Saccharomycetales; Saccharomycetaceae
Product: aminopeptidase family protein P
Exons: 1
Coding region: 1-2295 (764 amino acids)
Molecular function (GO): metalloaminopeptidase activity
Source: RefSeq, a predicted model, not a curated record
AUGAUCACUUCAAACCCAACCACUAGCACCACCACUAAUCCAAGAGCCAAUAGACCAUGUAUAGAUUGUACAUGUUCCCCCGGUUUACUAUCCAGACAAGGAAGAAGAGCAACCAUCUUUUUAAGGAAAAUGAGUAAUGCGAAAAGAGAAUCCACAUCACGUUCUAGACCCACUUCAAGAAGAAAUUCAACUAAUAACAUCAUAAGAGAAGAAAAUGGAUCCAUAUAUUCUUCUGAUUCAUUAUGUCAACCUACAAAUAAAGAAAUUAAUACUUCAAACAGAUUAUUAGAAUUAAGAAAACAAAUGUCCAUGCAUGAAAAUGGUAAUUUGACAUGCUAUAUCAUACCAAGUGAAGAUCAACAUCAAUCUGAAUACGUCGGUUUAUCUGAUCAAAGAAGACAAUUCAUAUCUGGAUUUUCAGGUUCUGCAGGUACAGCAGUCAUUUCAAGAGAUUUAUUGAAUUUUAAUCUUAAUGCCCCCACGGGGAAAUCAAUCUUAAGUACCGAUGGUAGAUAUUUUAAUCAAGCGGCUCAAGAAUUGGAUUUUAAUUGGAAUUUAAUUAGACAAGGUGAAGAUCCAAUUGAUUGGAAAAAUUGGACUAUUAAUGAAGCUAUGGAAAUGGCUUCAAACAAAAUGGAAAAAAAAAAUGAUUCUAUUAAGAUUGGAAUUGAUCCAAAAUUAAUCUCUUAUGAAAACGUUAUCCAAUUUAAUAAAUUGAUUCAAUCUAAAACUAUCAAGAUUAACAAAUCAUUGAAGAAUCAAGAUAAGAAAAUUAAAAUAGAAUUGGUUCCAGUGGAAAAUAAUCUGGUGGAUAAAAUUUGGAAUCAAUUUGAAAUCGUACCAGAGAGACGUUCAAAUGAAUUAUUAUUAUUAGAUGAAAAAUAUCAUGGUGAAUCUUUUAACUCUAAAAGGAAAAGAUUAUUUGAAAAGUUACCUUCAACAACUUCAUCAUCAUCUUCUUCUUCUUCUUCUUCUUCUUCUUCUUCCUCCUUCGAUAGAUCAUUCCUUGUAGUAGCAUUGGAUGAAAUUUGUUGGCUAUUAAACUUACGUGGUUCAGAUAUAGAAUACAACCCUGUCUUUUAUGCAUACCUGUAUUUAAACGAAUCAAAUGAUGAUGAUGAUGAUCAAACAAUCUUAUUCAUGGAUAAUCCAAUCAAUGAUAAAAUUGAAAUAUAUUUCAAAGAAAACAAUAUCAUUAUAAAACCAUACAAUGAUAUUUGGUCCUAUUUAGAAAACUUGACUACCAGUACGUCCACAAUUUUCUUACCUGAUACAUUAUCAUGGCAAAUCAUCCGUAAAAUUCAAAAAAAUCAAAAUUCAUUGACUUAUAAAUUAAUUCAUUCACCAAUAGACAUUUUAAAAUCAAUCAAAAAUAUGACUGAAAUAAAUAACGCACAUAACGCACAAGUGAAAGAUUCAUUAUCAAUAAUUCAAUAUUUUGCAUGGUUAGAAAAUAAAUUAAUUAACAAACAAUCAUUAAUAGAUGAAUUUAAAGCAUCAGAAAAAUUGAUUGAAAUAAGGAAAACUCAAAAACAUUUCAUGGGGAAUUCAUUCCAAACAAUCUCAUCAACAGGUGCUAACGCAGCAAUUAUUCAUUAUUCUCCAUCAAUGGAAAAUUCAUCAAUAAUAGAUCCAUCCAAAAUAUAUCUUUGUGAUACAGGAGCUCAAUUCCUUGAAGGAACCACUGACAUUACAAGAACUUUACAUUUAAUGGAACCAACAAAUGAACAAAUUAAAAAUUAUACACUAGUAUUAAAGGGUAAUUUAGCCAUUGAAAGAUUAACUUUCCCCGAGGGUACCAUAACAGGGUAUCAAAUUGACGCUCUAGCAAGACAAUUUCUUUGGAAUGAUGGAUUAGAUUAUAGACAUGGGACAGGUCAUGGAAUUGGAUCAUUUUUAAAUGUUCAUGAGGGUCCAAUAGGGAUUGGGUUUAAACCUUCAUUGAUCAAUUUCCCAUUAAUGAAGGGGAAUAUUAUUAGUAAUGAACCAGGGUUUUAUAAAGAUGGAGAAUAUGGUAUUAGAAUUGAAAAUGAUUUAAUUGUGAAAGAUGCAUGUUUUUCACAUAAUAAUAAUAACAAUACAAACGUGGGGAAUUUUGGUCAAAAAUUCUUGACUUUUGAAAAUAUUACCCUGGUACCAUAUUGUAGGAAAUUAAUUGAUGUCAAUUUAUUAACCAAAGAGGAAAAAUCACAAUUAAAUUCAUAUAAUAAAAGAAUAUGGGAUAAUUUGGUUCAAUUCUUACAACCACAAAGUAUUGCAUUCAAAUGGUUGAAAAGAGAAACUGCUACCAUUUAA